Molecule: messenger RNA, 1539 nt
Organism: Mastomys coucha (southern multimammate mouse)
Lineage: Eukaryota; Metazoa; Chordata; Mammalia; Rodentia; Muridae
Gene: Hnrnpr
Product: heterogeneous nuclear ribonucleoprotein R
Exons: 12
Coding region: 154-1539 (461 amino acids)
Cellular component (GO): nucleus; ribonucleoprotein complex
Molecular function (GO): mRNA binding
Source: RefSeq, a predicted model, not a curated record
GGAAACCCCGCGUGCUGCCGGGAUCGCGUCUCCGUCCACGCAAGGGGGGGAGGGGGUGGCGCGCGCGCCAUUUCUAGUCGUUUUCAAAGCGCCUCGCGCCGAUUCUCACGGGCCAGGCCGCCAGCCCCCCGCUCUGCCCUGCAGCAUAAUAAAAUGGCUAAUCAGGUGAAUGGUAAUGCGGUACAGUUAAAAGAAGAGGAGGAACCAAUGGACACUUCCAGUGUAACUCACACAGAACACUACAAGACACUGAUAGAGGCAGGCCUCCCACAGAAGGUGGCAGAAAGACUUGAUGAAAUAUUUCAGACAGGGUUGGUAGCUUAUGUCGAUCUUGAUGAAAGAGCAAUUGAUGCUCUCAGGGAGUUUAAUGAAGAAGGAGCUCUGUCUGUGCUACAGCAGUUCAAAGAAAGUGACUUAUCUCAUGUUCAGAACAAAAGUGCAUUUUUAUGUGGAGUUAUGAAGACCUACAGGCAAAGAGAGAAACAAGGCAGCAAGGUACAAGAGUCCACAAAAGGGCCUGAUGAAGCAAAGAUCAAGGCCUUACUCGAGAGGACUGGUUAUACUUUGGAUGUAACCACAGGACAGAGGAAGUAUGGUGGUCCUCCGCCAGACAGUGUGUACUCGGGUGUGCAGCCUGGAAUUGGGACAGAGGUCUUCGUAGGUAAAAUUCCCAGAGACUUGUAUGAGGAUGAGUUGGUGCCCCUUUUUGAGAAGGCUGGUCCUAUCUGGGAUCUCCGCCUCAUGAUGGAUCCACUCUCUGGUCAGAACAGAGGCUAUGCGUUUAUUACUUUCUGUGGAAAGGAAGCUGCCCAGGAAGCAGUUAAACUGUGUGACAGCUAUGAGAUUCGCCCUGGUAAACACCUGGGAGUGUGCAUUUCUGUGGCAAACAACAGACUUUUUGUUGGAUCCAUUCCAAAGAAUAAAACUAAAGAGAACAUUCUGGAAGAGUUCAGUAAAGUCACAGAGGGUUUGGUGGACGUUAUUCUCUAUCAUCAACCCGAUGAUAAAAAGAAGAAUCGGGGGUUCUGCUUCCUUGAAUAUGAGGAUCACAAGUCAGCAGCACAAGCCAGACGCCGGCUGAUGAGUGGAAAAGUCAAAGUGUGGGGAAAUGUAGUUACAGUUGAGUGGGCUGACCCCGUGGAAGAACCGGAUCCAGAAGUCAUGGCAAAGGUAAAAGUUUUAUUUGUGAGAAACUUGGCUACUACAGUGACAGAAGAAAUAUUAGAAAAGUCGUUUUCUGAGUUUGGGAAACUGGAAAGAGUGAAGAAGUUGAAGGAUUACGCAUUCGUCCACUUUGAAGACAGAGGGGCUGCCGUGAAGGCUAUGGAUGAAAUGAAUGGAAAAGAAAUAGAAGGGGAAGAAAUUGAAAUUGUCUUAGCUAAGCCACCAGACAAGAAAAGGAAAGAGCGCCAAGCUGCUAGACAAGCCUCCAGAAGCACUGCGUAUGAAGAUUAUUAUUAUCACCCUCCUCCCCGAAUGCCACCUCCAAUGCGAGGUCGAGGCCAAAUUCCUGUUUAUUCUAAUGACUUUGCUAAAUGA